This is a messenger RNA of Linum tenue, 1524 nucleotides long. Lineage: Eukaryota; Viridiplantae; Streptophyta; Magnoliopsida; Malpighiales; Linaceae. The record is from the annotation of a GenBank genome assembly.
AUGCCCGUUCCCACUAGCUUGAAUGAGCAGCAGGCACUAGCAUUCCAAACAGUCAUAAAUUAUUUUUUACCUGCUCAGACCAGAUCUUCAAGUUUCUUUUUCCUUCAUGGUCAUGGAGGUACUGGUAAAACAUUCCUCUAUAGAACGAUUCUUGGCCAUCUCAAGGAACUUGGCAAAAUUGUUCUUGUCGUUGCUUCUUCGGGAAUUGCUGCAACCUUGCUUCCUAAUGCAACUAUAGCUCAUUCCCGGUUCAAGAUCCCCCUGGAAAUUGACCAUGGUUCUUCUUGUAAUAUAAAAAAAGGUACACCUCUUGCCGAGUUGAUAAUUGGUGCAUCUCUCAUUAUAUGGGAUGAAGCCCCAAUGGUUCAUCGUUUGUCUUUUGAGGCAGUUGAUCGUGCUUUCUGUGACAUUAUGAAAGUCCCUUUGACUGGUGACCAGUACAUACCGUUUGGAGGCAAAACAGUUCUACUUGGUGGAGACUUUCGGCAGACUUUACCAAUUGUGGCUGAUGCUGGGAGAGAAGAAAGUGUUGAUGCAUCUCUUACACGUUCUUACCUGUGGCCUUUGUGCACUGUGCUCCACCUAUCACAGAACAUGCGUGUUACUUCUGAUGCUGCAAACCAGAGGCAAAUUUUUGAUGGCCAGAACUUUGCAGAAUGGACUCUUUCUGUUGGUGAUGGAAUUGUUCGAGCUAAAUCUUUUGUUGAGAACCAACCAACUGAUUGGAUAGAAAUUCCAGAAUCCUCUAUGAUCCAAUCUACAGAUGCACCCAUCGAGAAGAUGACUUCCGAAAUAUAUUCUGAUUUCUCUCAAAGAUUUCACAGUGCUUCAUAUUUGACUGAAAGAUCCAACGUGACUCCAACAAACAUCAAUGUCACAGAGAUUAAUACUCAUAUGCUUUCUUUGGUACAAGGCCCCAUACGGACUUAUUUUAGCAGUGACACAUUGCAUACUGAUGCAACCGAUGCAGGACGAAUUGAAACCAAAUAUCCUACAGAAUUCCUCAAUACCCUGUCUUUCAACGGCUAUCCAGAGCAUCAGAUUGACCUCAAGGUCUUCACGCCAGUCAUGUUGUUAAGGAAUCUCAACCCAGCUAUAGGUUUAUGCAAUGGUACGCGCUUGAUGAUUGUCUUCUUGGGUCAUUAUGUUAUUAAGGGUCUCAUAAUGGGAGGUACAUUUAAUGGGAAGACUGUGGCUAUUCCCAGAGUUGUCCUUAACAUCAACGACAGCCGUUGGCCAUUCGUGCUUAAACGACGACAAUUCCCGGUUCGCCUGUGUUACGCCAUGACCAUCAAUAAAAGCCAGGGACAAACAUUACAGAGUGUUGGUAUUUACUUACCGAAACCUGUCUUUAAUCAUGGUCAACUUUAUGUUGCUGUAUCUCGAGUCCGGACAGCUGCAGGUCUACGGUUCCUCAUUGUAAAUGAACCAAACAUCCCCUCAAACUACACUCGCAACAUAGUGUACCAUGAGGCAUUUAGCUGUCUUAGAAACACAGCAGAGCUCACCGCACCGCCACUGUAA